CUUCCCCUUUCCAUGCAUUCAGAUCAUGAGACUUUGUUUGCUUUUUCCCUGCUCGUCCAGACCACAAAGUACUCAUCAAAAAAUCCAUAUCCAAUUGUAAAAUAGGGAUGAGUUCCUUUCAACAGGAAGUGCUGCUUUUCUUAAAUCUGAUCAGCCUGGUGUCAGGGCUGCAGUUUGCAACAGAAGUGCCUUUCCUCACAGUGUGGAACGCCCCUACUGCCAACUGUUUCUCACAAUAUGGCAUUGACCUUGAUUUGGGCACGUUCAGCAUCGUCCAGAACCAGAACCAGACAUUUAUAGGUGAAAACAUUACAAUCUUUUACUCUGAAAAGCUGGGUCUGUAUCCCAGGUACACCGGCAAAGGAGAGGCUAUCAAUGGCGGGGUACCUCAGAACGCCAGUCUGGAUGAACACCUCAGGGCGGCCUCUGAAGAUAUCCGCACCUUGAUCCCUGACAGGGAUUUCCAGGGCCUGGCUGUGGUGGACUGGGAGAGCUGGAGACCAGUUUGGGAGAGAAACUGGGACAGUAAACAGGUGUACAUGGAGGGCUCAAGAGCACUAGUGAAGUCCAGACAUCCAGAUUGGAGUCCUGCACAGGUAGAAGUCGAAGCCCGGGUGGAGUUUGAGGAAGGUGGGAGGAAGUUCAUGGAGGAAACAUUAAAGCUGGGGCAGCAGGAGAGACUAAAUGGGCUGUGGGGCUUUUACGGUUUCCCCAACUGCUACAACUACUACAGUGACAAAAGCACAAACUAUACAGGCGAGUGUCCACCUCUGGAGCUGAAGAGGAAUGACCAGCUGAUGUGGUUGUGGAACGUCUCUUCUGCUCUUUAUCCUGACAUCUACCUCAGCCUGCAGCUGCGAGACCUGAGCAGAGAAGUGCUCCUCUACACCCACCACCGCAUCCUGGAGGCCAUGAGAGCUUCAUCAACAACACCUGUGUUCCCUUACACUCGCAUCGUCUACACAUACACGUUAGAUUUCCUCUCUAAGGAGCAUCUGGUCUAUACCGUCGGAGAGAGUGCUGCUUUAGGAUCUGCAGGGGUGGUGCUGUGGGGCGACAAUACCUUCUCUAAAUCUCAGGCUACUUGUAAGGCUGUGAAAUCCUACAUCGACCAGACUCUGGGUCCUUACCUAGUGAACGUCACGGCGGCGGCGGCUCUCUGCAGUCAGACAAUGUGCUCCUUUCAGGGAAGAUGCCAGAGGAGGAACUCAGACUCGAGGGCCUACCUACACCUAGACCCUGCGGUGUGGAAGGUGGUGUCUGAAAAGAAACCACAUGGAGGGCAGAACUACAGAGUUUUAGGACAGAUGAAAAACCACGAGGUAACAUUAAUGAAGUCUGAGUUUCGGUGCAAGUGCUACCCAGGAUGGGGCGGGGAGAGCUGCUCCAAACGAAUGCAGGGAUAACAGGCUCUAAUUAAGGGAGUUACAAAGACAGUAUUGAUAUCGUAAAUUGCAGUAAAGUCUGUAAAAAGUGUCAAAUGAACCACUUCGGGGGUAGUAUUUUUCUUUUUAACAAUUUACAUUUUUUACGUUGUCCUUGAUUUGCAUCACUUUUAUGUUUGAGCCUCACUGUACAAAAUGAUUUAUGUGCAGACGUUGUCUCUAGAAAACCGUUUACACAUCUGAAACUGGAACCAUCCAGUGCACAAAACCUGAGAAUGGAUUUGUGGAUACAGUGAAGAAGCGGACAUAUUAUGUAAUACAACAUGCUACUUUAUACUCUUACUCAAAUACAUUUCAGUGGGAAAUAUUGUACUUUUUAGUCAUUCUUUUUUCAGUGGAAGCUAUUAGUUACUUUCAAGAUUAGGAUUUAAAAUGAUUCAUACAUAGCAUCAGCCAGGGGAAAUAUCAUUUAUUCCAAUUAAAUGACUAUGUUGCCUGAACACAUUUAAAAGCUGCUUACAAAUUAAUAAUACAAAAUAUUACAUUAUGGGACAUUCUGGAUAAUAAGGAUUUUUUCUCUUGAUACUUUAAGUACAUUUGACUGAUGAUACUUUUGUAUAUUUGCUUGAGUCCUUUUAUGCAUUUCAUGAAAUAACAUCAUGAUGGGACUUACUUUAGUAAACACAACUUGCCUUUAAUUAAAGUUUCAUGCUGUGGUUUUCAUUUAAAAGUGACGUAUAUAUGACGGUUUUUGACCAGCAGGUGGCGCUGUGGGACAGCUAACUGGCAGAGAUGCAUGAGACAUCAAGGUCAGAGCUCUGGGUGUUAGUAAUCACAAGGAGAGUCAAAUCAGUGUAGAGGAAAAAAAAAAUUGUCUUGGUACAUCCGCUUCUUCUGACUUUAUGCUCCAACUCUGCAGCCGCUGAAGCGUUCAUGAAGGGUUAAACUCUGAGAGAAGCAGAGAGGGCAUAAGGUGACCUUGAUUGAUUUACGAGUGGCUCUACAAUGUUGUCUUAUCUGAUAGCCACCGCUGCUCCAAACUGGUGUUGUUGAUUGUGAUUUUCCCCCUCUCUCCCCUGAGGGACCGACAGGCUGGAAGAACAGACUCCCACAAGGUCCUGCUGUUUCCUGCUUCCUGCUUUAUCAUCACUGGCUGAAUUAUAGGGAAGCUUGAUGCUUUUUAUUAAGCUGAGGAGAGUUUUCAGCCUGUGUUCUUUUUAAACAUAAUUUUAGUGUUUGGUUGUGCAGUUUCAGAAAAAUACAAUUUGCGUUUCAUAAGCCACAGACAGAAUUUAAUGUCCAGUCUAUAUUUACCUGUAGUUUCUUGAUAAUGGCAGAAGGAAACACAACAAGGCUCUCCUUCUGAUUGACGUUUGUGCUGCUUGUCAGUCUAUUUGUGAUUAUUAUUAUUUUGUUCACCUUGGCAGCCUUAAAUCCAAUCCCUCUGUCCAAAUAGAGAUAUAAUUAUAAUAAUGCUGUGUUUGUUUAAUAGGCUUGGGUUUAUUAAAGAUGUUGUUUAGAAUAUUACAAUUCUAUUCAUUAUGCAAUGUCAUAGUUUAACUUUUGGAACAGUAUUUCACAUUUAAAAGAAAAACUUGCAGAAAUAAUUGUACACAGUCAAUUUCACACAUUAUGAGCAGCAUUUAUCAAAUGAUACCACAAACUUUGAAAUUGCCUUUCAGUGUCAUAAAUGACUACAUGAGCAGAGCCAGUCUGAUCUGUUUAUCUGGUUUGAGUGGUCUUCUUCCCCCCUCCACCCUCUGUCAGGUCUGGCAGGCCCUCUAUUUCUCUAUCCUCUCAUCUCUGCAUUUCUUCAUUUUGGCGUCUCGCUCUGUCACCUCUCCAUGGUCACGUCUCCCCUUUCCCUGCUGCUCGGUCUAGAGAUCGUCUCGCUCGCACUCGGUUUAAUAACUGUUUUGUCAUGCUCCGUGUCUUUGUCCUUCAGAGGAGUCGACUCUCUGAUCAGGUUUCUUAAAGAUCUGAUGCGCACUUGUUUACAUGAUUUAUCUGCGUACAUGUCACCAAAGACAUGGUGGUGUGUAUUGAUCAGACUUUUAUAUGAAUAGUUUGAUGUACAACUAUUUGCUUGAUUGCUUAGUGUUAGACAUGAAGAUCAAUGGCGGUAUCUCUGCACUGAAUGUGAAGCUACAACCAGAACAUGGUUAGCUUAGCUUAGCUUAGCUCAUAGAAAACUCUUAUGAUGGUUGUUUCCUGUUUCCCAUUUGUUUCAACUAUGACUGUAGUUGUUCCCUUACUUUACCCACAUUUUUUGUGUCUCCCUGUACAUAUUAAACAAAAAGGAUGUAACACUUUAAUUAGUGAACAUUACACAUUAGGGUUGGUAGGUUAGCUGUUUUCUUGUCCAAAAAGGUUAACUAUUCCUGUAAUGAAAAUAAUUGAACCUCUAAAAGGCAAGUGAAAAAAACAACUCUGGUGAUACAGUUUCUCAGGUCUGAUCUAAAUUGUCUUUGUCUUUCCUAUGUUGACAACUUCACUGGUUAAACAUGGUUUCUAUAAGGAUUUACCUUGCAAAAAAAGAACCAUCUUUCAUAGUUCUUUACAAACAGAGGAUACAAAGGUAAAAGAAAGUUACUAGGAAAAAUAUUCUCGAAAAUGUCUUUUCCCCUCUGUCUUACAGAUGAAAAAAAUAAUGUACUUAGAAAGAUUAUCCAGGCAAAAGUGUUUUUUGCCCACCUGUGCUUACGUCAUAAACACUGGAGAGAAACACAUCAGAACAGAAUUUCUUUCUUUCUAGCUUUUGUAUUUAUAUGCAUUUGGCAGUUGGUAAACCACACCUUUUUUAUGAGCUUGAAUUACAUGCCACUACUUCACACUUACUACUACUGAUUGUGAGUGAGUAGGCUAUAAAAACCGAUGGAGAGGGGUACUUGAAUCAGUUUUUAUCACAUCUCCAUGUACGUAAAUGAAAUCAGAGCGGGGAAUCAGAGACAUGAAAUGAAAGGCAGAGUGUGAUAGAAGUCACAAUGUCCUAUUUCUUAAAGAGUUGGAACUCUGAAAUUGCGACACUUAAAUUGCCUACUGGUAGGAUCUCCACCUGCUGCUGUCAGACCAUAUCCCAUAAGAGUCGGUGUCCAGCUGACGGCGAUCAAUGUAUUUGCACAUAGAGGAAUUUGUACGGAUGUGCAGAAAAAACAGAUCACUGUGUCUUUCAGUUUCCUUGUGUGUGAAGCAUAAUGUGUGUUAUUGCUGUUGAGGAUUUGCUUCCUCUGCUAUAUGCCUCCUGAUGAGAGGUGACCUGACAGACUGUCCCAUGUGACUUCUCCCGAGACGGCGCUCAACCUCAACACCACGCAUCCUGCAAGACCCCAUCAGAGCUUAAGAGCAAAAGGAAACUCACAUUCAAACACUUGUGAUACAAAGGUGGCUCCUGCCAAAGCCACACAAUAACUGUGUGUGCCCUGGGAGCCAUUCAGGUGGAAAAUUACACUGCCCAAUCAAUCGCUAAUAGAAAAUCUUUCCUCUGGUCGCGGCCAAUCAAAUGCUGGCUGUGUGCUUUCUCCUUGAAACAAUGGCCAAUCAGUUGCUCACAAUGCUUGUCACUGUCAUGUUGAUCAUCAUCAAAUGUAAUUAUUCUCCUGUUUCAUGGACAGAUAUUGAUGGCGUUGGUCGGUGACGGAUGAUGAGAGUAAAUAAUGCAAGCUAAUCAGAAACUAACUAUGCAAGUGGAAAGAGAAUAAGCAUUUUCCCAACCAAGGCCUUCUUUCAGUUUGUAAUUAAUUCAAAUGUGAUUUUUUUUUCUUUUUUUCUGCAAGCAUAAUCCAUUUCAGCGUUUUUCUCAUUCAUUUGAAAGGAUUUGAUCUUGGCUCAUUUGAAUAAACAUUUUGCUCCAUAUUAGUCUGGGUAAUGAAGUGGAUCUCAGAAGAAAAUGCUUUUGUUAUGAGAGUGGAGAGUGCAGUGGCACUAAGGAGUCUCACACUGGUCACCUCAGUGCGAAAAUUGCUGAUUGGAUAGCAGAUUUAAUCUAAAGCAUUAUACUAAUAAUGAUUUGUAAUUUUCUUGUGGACAAAGUUUGAAUGUUAAGAGCGGUGGACCGAGUGUUUUUGGAAAUAGGAAAAGUGGGGUUUUAUACACAAAGCAGCAAUAAAGCCGUUGUUGGAUGUA
This is a messenger RNA of Eleginops maclovinus (Patagonian blennie), 5507 nucleotides long. RefSeq names its product hyaluronidase 1 (gene hyal1). The coding region runs from base 108 to 1406 and encodes 432 amino acids. Gene Ontology annotation, biological process: hyaluronan catabolic process; carbohydrate metabolic process. Gene Ontology annotation, molecular function: hyalurononglucosaminidase activity. NCBI's taxonomy places the organism in Eukaryota, Metazoa, Chordata, Actinopteri, Perciformes, Eleginopidae. The record is from RefSeq and is a predicted model, not a curated record. Gene Ontology annotation, cellular component: cytoplasmic vesicle. The transcript is spliced from 4 exons.